AUGACAGCGUUGGUAGUAUGGCUCCUUGUUGGAGCGGCAAUAUUCCAGCGCAUACUAGGCAUCUCCUUCGCCGACGCAUUGUAUUUCUGCGACAUCACUGUGCUCACCUUAGGGUUUGGCGAUGUGACCGCUUCUACGGCCGUGGGUAGGGGUAUCAUAUGGCCCUAUGCGACGAUUGGCAUCAUCAUGCUCGGUUUGGUAGUUGGGAGUAUCCAUCAGUUCGCCCGCGAGGUCCACUACGAUAAUGUGAUCAGAAAACAUAUCGAGCAUAAAAGACAGUCUACAUUCAACCGAUCCGUCACACUCGCUGAUAUGGAAGACCCUCUGAUUGUUAUGAGAGAAGAAAAGGACCGGUUCGACGCCAUGCGAGCAAUUCAGUACGAUACAAUGCGAUUCCGCCGAUGGAACGACUUAUUCAUCAGUAUUGUUGUCUUCGGAAUAGUAUGGAGCUGCGGAGCAGUCGUCUUCUGGAAGCUAGAGGACAUCACCUACUUCGAGGGACUCUACUUCUGCUUCUGCUCCCUCCUUACAAUAGGGUAUGGUGAUUUCACUCCUCAAUCAAAUGCAGGACGGCCCUUCUUCGUCAUGUGGUCGCUUAUUGCCAUCCCGACCAUGACCAUGCUCAUUUCUCAAAUGAGUGACACAGUCGUGGCUGGUUUCAAAACCUCCACUGAGACGUUUGCCAAUUACUUCGUCAUGCCGCAGGCCAGCACAUACAAAGAGUUCUUAGGUCGCGUGCCGUUUUUGAUGCAAUACAUACAACGGCACGAAGAGAAGAAGCGACUCAGUCAUGGAUUUGAAGUCGGGACAGACAUAGACGACACCGUUGAUCCAGAAGACGAACCUUCUCAACUAAUCAAGGCAAAGCAAAAGCCCUCUUCGGACCGACCAAAACGCACAAUCGAAGAACUUGCCAAAGACUCAAACCCCUCACCAUACGAACUAGCCCAACAACUUGCCUUCGCUAUCCGAAGCGCCACACAAGAUUCACGCGGCGGGAAGCGAAAGCGAUAUAGUUACGAAGAGUGGGUAGAAUUCACCCGUCUAAUCCAAUUCACUGACCCAAAAUUCACACCAAAUAAUCCCGAUAAUAAUGAUGCGGGCUUAUCGAUCGAUAAGGAUGAGUACGGUGUUCUGAACUGGGAUUGGAUCGGUGAGAAUAGUCCUUUGCUGGCCCAGCAGACGGAGCCCGAAUGGGUUCUUGAUCGGCUUUGCGAGAGUUUGAUUCGAUUUGUGUCGACACUGGAACAGGGUCGAGCUGCGGCCGAAGGCGAGGAACCGACUUUACGAAAAGAACAGGAUUUGGGUAUUGAAGAAUUUUAA
Molecule: messenger RNA, 1323 nt
Organism: Penicillium taxi
Lineage: Eukaryota; Fungi; Ascomycota; Eurotiomycetes; Eurotiales; Aspergillaceae
Product: potassium channel family protein
Exons: 2
Coding region: 1-1323 (440 amino acids)
Biological process (GO): stabilization of membrane potential; potassium ion transmembrane transport
Cellular component (GO): membrane
Molecular function (GO): potassium ion leak channel activity
Source: RefSeq, a predicted model, not a curated record